CUUUACUUUUUGUUAUAUUACCCUCCCAUCUGCAUCUAGGUGUUCCUGGUAGUCUCCUUCCUUGAGAUUUGCCUACCAGAACUUCUCUUCUUUAUAUUUGUGUUCAUAUGCCCUACAAAUGCGGAUUCGGCAGAACAAGAAUCACUGAUCAAGACUCCUUGACUUCAUGAACUGUAAACAGUUUUGAAGAAGUUAAUGCUCAGAGUCAAGAGGAAAGAUGAAUUAUUGUCAAUGAUAUAGCCAAGAAGUUGGAAAUCAGCCAUAGAUCUGCGUGUUCCAUUGUGCACAACAGCCUUGGGUGUCACAAAAUUUGUGCAUGGUGGAUACAAAACUAGCUUACAGCACAAACAAACAUUUGUGGAAACAUUAAUUCAGUUUUUGUAGAAUGCCACGAAGAAGGAAAGGCUUAUCCAUGACUGAUAAUCAAAGCUGAUUAAAUGUGGAUGCAACACAAUGAACCUGUGCAAACAUCAGAGCAUGGAGUGGAAACACAUCAUUGCUGAAGUCAAUGCUAUUCGGUAGUGUGCCUUCUGCUGGCAGAAUGAUGUUGAUGCCAUGUUGCGACAUUACUGGGUCCAUCCCAAGUCAUGAUCAGGAUUGUGGACAGACAUUCAAUAGUGCACAGUAUUACACUGUGCUUUAGGAGGAGUUGCAGUCUGCUGUUCACAGCUGACGAAAGCAUCUCUGAGGAACUGGAGGCAGCGUAUGUGUGUAAGCGUCGCUUGGAGCACUUGAGGGAACAUGCCGGUUCUAAUGGGCCUGGUGUUGGUGGUUCCACCACAGGGGCAGUGAAUCUCUGGAGGAAGCGUCGACUAGACCGCAUGUUGGUGGAAUACUUUCUGCGCCGAGGUUACUAUGGGGCAGCUACACGCCUUGCUCAUCGUUCCGAUCUUCGUGACCUCACAAACAUUGAUGUCUUCUUGAUUUCCCGUGAGGUUGAGCAAUCACUUGCACAACAUGAGACCUCUAAGUGCCUUGAAUGGUGCUAUGAUAAUCGCUCAAAGCUGCGUAAGUUGAAGUCCACCAUGGAGUUCAACUUGCGAAUUCAAGAAUUUGUUGAGUUGGUGAAAGCAGAUAAACGCAUGGAUGCUGUAAGGCAUGCCAGAAAGUAUUUCACCAUCUUUGAAGAUGAACAACUGCAAGAUGUCCAACACUGUAUGGCUCUGCUAGCGUUCCCUACAAAUACAGAACUGUCGCCAUACAAAGAACUGCUGGAUGACAGCCGCUGGGAGCGUCUGAUAGAACAGUUUCGCCAAGACAAUUAUCGCCUGUUUCAACUUGCCUCGCAGUCUGUCUUCACUGUUGCUCUUCAGGCUGGUCUUUCAGCUUUGAAGACACCUCAGUGUUACAGCAAUUCUCGUGACAGCCGCAACCCAAGCUGUCCAGUGUGUCAGGAUUCUUUCAAUGAGCUUGCACAGCCACUGCCAUUUGCUCACUGUUCGCAGUCGAGGCUGGUGUGUGCUAUCUCAGGCCUCCCUCUCAAUGAACACAACCUACCAAUGAUGCUGCCUAACGGAUAUGUAUAUGGGGAACAGGCACUGGAGCAGAUGGCUCUUGAGAACAAUGGUCAGGUCAUUUGCCCCAAAACAAAGGAGAUUUAUCCAUUCAAGAAACUUGAGAAGGUGUUUGUUAUGUAAAUAUUGUACAAGUUACCAGUCAUACAAAGUUCCAGAAGGACAUUGUAUUUUCUUCCACAGUCAUCUUUUCUGAAUGACACAUAUAUCUUUAAGUGCUGCUGAUAUAUUUUUGACACUUUCACAUGUGUUUAGUAUCUACAUCCGACUGUAAAGGAAAAAUUUGACUUUAUGCCAUUUAUAAUUAAAUAUAAUAAAAAAAUUCUUAGUUUAAAUAUUACAUGUAUUGUAUCAUACUGUAGAUUAUAUAUUAGAUGAUGUAUAUUAACACUGGAUGUCCAGACAUUUUGUUGUGAAAAUAUAUUUUGAUGAAGUGCAA
Messenger RNA from Cryptotermes secundus, 1953 nucleotides. RefSeq names its product E3 ubiquitin-protein transferase MAEA (gene Kaz). The record is from RefSeq and is a predicted model, not a curated record. The coding region runs from base 588 to 1637 and encodes 349 amino acids. NCBI's taxonomy places the organism in Eukaryota, Metazoa, Arthropoda, Insecta, Blattodea, Kalotermitidae. Gene Ontology annotation, biological process: proteasome-mediated ubiquitin-dependent protein catabolic process. Gene Ontology annotation, molecular function: ubiquitin protein ligase activity; protein binding. The transcript has 7 exons. Gene Ontology annotation, cellular component: cytoplasm; GID complex; nucleus.